This is a messenger RNA of Centropristis striata (black sea bass), 1363 nucleotides long. Its product is annotated as probable G-protein coupled receptor 34. NCBI's taxonomy places the organism in Eukaryota, Metazoa, Chordata, Actinopteri, Perciformes, Serranidae. The transcript has 3 exons. Gene Ontology annotation, biological process: G protein-coupled receptor signaling pathway. The coding region runs from base 200 to 1357 and encodes 385 amino acids. The record is from RefSeq and is a predicted model, not a curated record. Gene Ontology annotation, molecular function: G protein-coupled purinergic nucleotide receptor activity. Gene Ontology annotation, cellular component: membrane.
UUCAACACACAAUGACAGAAGGAAAGGAUUUGAAACUUUAUGAGGAUAAGAAACCUGAGAAAGUCUCUCCAACACAUUAAACUGGAGGGAAUUUACCGGAGAAAGAAAAGGACUGCACUAGUGAUCCUGCUCUCCACAUCUGAGUUUCUUCUUUUUAAAUGGAUUUACAUGAUUAGGACUGAGGACCCCCUAAACCACCAUGACAAGAAACAUCUCCACCACGUCUGCCCCGACCAGCUUCCAGACUCCCAACAGCUCCUUCCUCCUCACUAAGACCAGCAGGGUGAACGCCACCGAGACCCCAGAGACCUGCGUGGACUAUGACGCGCUGCAGACCCCGCUGGCGGUGCUCUACACCAUCAUCUUCGUCAUGGGGCUGGUGGGGAACCUGGUGGCUCUGUGGGUUUUCUUCGGCGUGCACUCUAAGAAGAACUCUGUGCGGGUGUUUCUCAUCAACAUAGCUUUUGCAGACCUGCUGCUGGUGGUCUGUCUUCCCUUCAGGAUCCUGUACCACAGCCAGGGCAACGACUGGACCCUGGGGCCCACCAUGUGUAAGGUUGUGGGCAACCUCUUCUACAUGAACAUGUAUAUUAGCGUCACGCUGCUGGGCCUGAUCAGCGUGGACCGCUACAUGAAGAUCCACCGUAGCUCGGGGGUCCGGCAGAGACUCCAGACCACCAGGUGGAGCACGGCGCUCUGCGCCCUCAUCUGGCUCGGAGCUUCUGCUCUGACUCUGGUGCUCCUCAUGUCAAAGAACCACUCGCAGCAUGAGAGGUGUUUCCACUACAAGGUGCUGGUCCAAGCCAAGUGGAAAGCCUACAUCAACAUCUCUCUGCUGGUGAUCUUCUGGCUCGUCUUCAUCUCUCUGGUGGUGUCCUACGGGAAGAUCGCCAUCAAGCUUCUGAGGACGUCCCGGGACAAACCAGACCUGCCCAACGCGUCCCGCUACACCCGAACGGCCCGGAAGUCUUUCUUCAUCCUCUUCCUCUUCACCGUGUGCUUCGUCCCCUAUCACAUGGUGCGGGUGUUCUACAUUAAGACCCAGAUCACAGACACCUCGUGUUUCUGGAGGGGCGUGGCCGACAAAGCCAACGAGGUGGUUCUGCUGUUCUCGGCCCUCAACAGCUGCCUGGACCCCAUCAUGUACUUCCUGUUGUCCUCCUCGGUGAGGAAGGAGGUUCUGCGCCUGGUGAGCAACCUGUUCCGGGUUCGAGACGUCGGAGGCGUCAGCGGCAGCAGCUCCACCAACGAGCUGGACGGGAAGACCAGCCGGCCGGACCGAGGACAGGCCAGCGUCAGCUUCAGCAGCCACGUGAAGGAGAAGACAGUCACUGAAUGUAGUCAGGCUGGGAGGUAGAGCUGC